Penicillium nucicola is the source of this 1551-nucleotide messenger RNA. Its product is annotated as fungal specific transcription factor domain-containing protein. The record is from RefSeq and is a predicted model, not a curated record. Lineage: Eukaryota; Fungi; Ascomycota; Eurotiomycetes; Eurotiales; Aspergillaceae. The transcript has 6 exons. Bases 1 to 1551 code for a protein of 516 amino acids.
AUGGCUACCGAUCGCCACCCUUUAGGUCCAAAGGAGCCUGCAGCUGCGAUGAUUCCUAACGAUUAUAACACCCGACUUCGAGCGGUGGAAACCACUCUAGUAGAGCUGCAAGCAUCGAUAUCUGCCGGCAGCACGAUUAUUCGCCAAGAUACUGUCGAGCACCUCCCGUCCAGUGCAGAUCGAACGGCUCGCGAUGCGCCCAUGAGCCUUAUUCAAGAGAUCAGAGACAAUAUCACCUAUAGAUAUCAUUCCAGUGCCGAUGACUGUGUUGAGGAUAAGAUGAUUGAAGGAAUUGUCUCAGAGGAUUUGACAGCAAAACUUCUUCACGGCUUUACCAAACUGUCGAGCCGCUGGUUAUUCAUGAAUACAAACCCUUUGCAGCUACGCACUAAGUCGCCAUUACUUUACGGAACUUGUCUUCUAGGUGGUCUCCAUUUGACCCCAUCUCUACAAGGAUCACAAAUGCAUCAAGCGUUGUAUCGCCAUGUCCACGGACUCCUGGGUCAAACCCAUCUAUCUUCGGCUAGCUCGCUGGAUAUAAUUCAGUCCAUGUUGAUUCUAUCUAUGUGGGACUUGCGACCCACGCUAGGUCAUGAGCAUGGGAACUCAUGGCUUUUAAGUGGAACAGCGAGUAUGCGAGUUAUGAUGACUACUUCUUUUGAGCAACUGUUGAAAGCAGAUAACAAGGAAGAAGAAGCUCGAGCACAGGAACUGAUGCGUACAUGGAACCUCAUCUGCCUCUGCCAGUUACAGUUUUCUGUUGGCUCUGGUCGUCCCCCAGUUAUCUCCGGUCAGUAUUUUGACGAAUGCGCCAAGAUCCUUGAGUUUUCGUCUUAUACUGCACGCGAUGAGCUUGUACUGGCUGGGGUGAGGCUCUAUCGAGUCCUCUGGGGACUCAUGAGUUCGGAUAUCGUUCAAAAGACGAAUGCCAUUUGGCCAGAAAUUGAUAGCUUACGAAAAUGCCAAGGCAGCAUAUACAAGCUUGACUCCUCCGAGCCUCUUCGCUUCGCAUACUCCUGUGCCUAUCUGAUGCUAGCGCGUCGGACGCUCAAACACCUGAACCAUAGCGAGUCCAACAAACCUGAUAACCUUGACGGUACAUUUGAUACAUGCGCGGUUCCAUUUAUUGAAGUUUCGGUUCAUUACUCUAUUCAAAUCCUUAAUCUUUUUCUAUCCAUGUCGAAAUUGACUACAUACAUCCACCCUGCCUAUGAAAAUCUUCUAUGCUCCUUCGCCAUGGUCACAUUGGCCGAAUUUGUCACUUAUAUAGCUGAUUUCAGUCAAACAAUACUUCUGAUGGAACAGGCUAUUUCACAUAUUCAAUGCGGAGGCAAGGCAGAGCCAGUGAGUCGAUGGUGUCUCAACAUCAUAAAGCAACAUUUCACUGAGCAUCAGGGCCUGACCCAUACUGGAAUUGCUGGAGAAAAUAGGCCGGAAGUACUGGUGUCACAGUCGGUUCAAGACUCAAUGGAACCUUGGGAUGACGAUGAGUGGAAUAUUGAACAAGAUUUUCCCUCACUUGAAGACAUGCUCUUUGGAAAUGUUGUAUGA